Bufo bufo (common toad) is the source of this 867-nucleotide messenger RNA. RefSeq names its product opticin-like. The record is from RefSeq and is a predicted model, not a curated record. NCBI's taxonomy places the organism in Eukaryota, Metazoa, Chordata, Amphibia, Anura, Bufonidae. Bases 1 to 867 code for a protein of 288 amino acids. Gene Ontology annotation, molecular function: protein binding. The transcript has 7 exons.
AUGAAGAUUGACAAGAUCCAGCAAAAUUCCUUGGAUAAUAUCCCUGUCAUUCUGGAUUUCCUGCAAGCACGUUUGGACAAGAAUCUUAAACCCUGCACUCUUAAGUCACCUUUAACGUACUUAGAGAGAAAAUUCAAUAACCUCGAUGUGAGGAGCUGUGUGCUGGCUUACCUAAAGAUCUGGGAGAAAAUUAGGAAAUCAGACCAUCUCUUUCUUCAAUCUCAAGAACCCAAUAAAGGUCUUCCAACUUGCCUAGUGUGUGUAUGUCUUGGUACAUCUGUUUAUUGUGAUGAUGUGGAUCUGACAACUCUCCCUUCAUUACCAAAGGAGACUACCUACUUGUAUGCCCGAUUUAACAAGAUUAGUGAUAUUCAAUCCAAAAACUUUGCAGGACUUGACAAACUGAAGUAUGUGGAUCUCUCAAGUAAUUUUCUCUCCGAGAUUGAUGAUGAUGCUUUUCACCUGCUGCCGUCCCUCCAGGAACUCAUUCUAUCUGAAAACCAACUGAGGCGUUUGCCUGAGUUGCCCUCUAGUCUUGUUAGACUGAAUGUCCAAUACAAUCAGCUUCAAAGUUCUGGAAUUCGGACCGAGUCUUUUAAGGACCUUACACGUCUGCAGUUUCUAUACCUUUCAAACAACAAAUUGGAUUUUGUACCUGUACCUCUUCCUGAGAGUCUUCUUUCAAUUCAUCUUCAGAAUAACAACAUCCAGACAAUGUAUAAAGAUACGUUCUGCGAUAGCCGGGACCCCACUUUCAUCAGGAGUGCUUUGGAAGAUAUCCGACUGGAUGCUAACCCAAUAAACCUUAGCAAAUUUGCAAAUGAUUAUUUCUGUCUACCUAGGCUUCCUACUGGGCAAUACUACUGA